CAUCUAACCAUUUCCAACGCAGAUCAGCCCACUUUUUAAAAUCGGAAAGAGAAAGGAGCGCAUAGCAGCAAAUCUCCACGGAAAAAUCUUCACAAAUUCUCUGACCGGAACUCACAGAAGAUGCAUUACAGCCCACAAAUUGCUAUUCUCGAAGCAUUAACUUGUACACUCAUGCUUAUUUUUUACAUCUGGCAUUCAUGGCAUUAUGAUCGGUUCCAACCAAUGGUUCGAAGGAAGAACAAGAAGACGCUUCAUUCGGAUCCAGAACCGAGGAACUCCUUUCACUUGAUUAUGAGAUUUAUUUAUCUUCUUGGUUUGCCAGUCUACGCUAUCCAAGGAAUCACGGUUGCUUACAUCAAAUACCAAGUUGGUUUUCUACCAGUAGAGAUGGGUGGCUAUCCCGUACCGUACACCUCUUGGUCACCUAGCCACGUCCGAUUGAUAACCAUCAUUUAUUACUUGAAAGCCCUAGGUUGGUCGGGUGAAGGGAUCGUCCACCUGGAAGAGCUUGCUUUCUGGGUUUUCUUGAUCCAUCUCAAGGAGAACUCCCCACCUUGGUUUAAAAGUAAAUUCUUCCAGGCAUUCAUUUUACUUUCCCUUGCAUCUACCGGUACUAUGGUCAGUAUUGUCAGUGCUUUCAAACAGGAUGUGAUGUUGGCUGAAGGAAUUUUGAUGACAUUCGCAACUGGCUUUAAUCUUUCGGUCACAUGUGCAUUUUUCUGGGUGUUCUCGAAAUUUCCGGCUUGGUUGAGGGACUUGAAAAAACGAGGCGCACCCGCCGAACUGUUGAUAAGACUCCAUGGAUUUGGGACUCUAAACGAGAUUAGAAUGAUCUUUCGCCUAAUUUUUACAGCCCCAUUACUCGCGCUCUCAGCGGAUGGUCUCAUGCCACAGCCUUUCCUGAAUAAACGGGUCUGGGUUGUUGACCUCAUUGCUAUGACCUCGGUGGUGGCCUUUGCGGCUCAGGGCGUAAUCACGUUGUUGAUAUUUUUGCCGCGUAACUUGAGCAAAGAGUGCGGAUUUAACAUGGAAGACAGCAAAAGGCAAACUAAAGCUCCGUCGAACUUGGGGCAUAAUGCUUUGAAUCGAUCUUUCGACUUUUCCAGAGAGCGUUCCAACUCGAUAGAACAAGAAUUUUCGCCCUCUGCUUUACCAGAAAAUCCUUCAUCCCCUUCCACCACUAUAGUCGUCAACUGCAACGGCGAGAAGCCAAAAUCCCCUAGAUCCGACAUUUCAACACCCAAUCGGCCCACAAGCGGGACUUCUUCUUCUCAGCCAUUCAGCUUCUCUGAUCUUGGGCAAAAUGGAACAUCAGGUAUCAGUGAUCUAAACAACACUCCGUGCCCCCCGCCUUCAAGACAGAAAUCGUUCAUGAAGCACGAGAGAAGAUUUGCUAGAGCUUCUUCUUGCCGUCUUCAGCAAGAUCCAGUCAAGCCUUUCCCCCAAAUCACCAGUCAAGCGGCUAAAGCGGAUGCGAAAUCCAUUCCUGAAGACAGACUUGAGGCUUCACCACCUUGUGACUCAGAAAAGUUCUCGAACCUUCGCAGCGAAAUGAAGAGUCAUUCGGAGCAUGGAAACUUGAUUUCCUAUCCAAUAGCAUCGCCACUCACUCAUUUCCCCCGAUACUUUGCACCGUCUCAACCCCGAUCUUUGGAGAGCUGGGAGACUGAUCAGACGAUGUCAACGAUUUCUCCUCGCACAAAUUACCACCGACCUCCGCCAUCAUUGAGCCAGACAGAAUCUCAAUCACCCGAAAAUCUGAGUUCCAUUCAUCCUGCAAUCCGAAAUUUCAAAUCCCCAAUCAACAUAUGCAGCACCUCGUUUCAGGAUAAGGAAAGAACCCCGUGGAACGAUUGAAUGCAUCUUGAACUAUAGGCUUCGAUGCCAAAGGCAAAGUUUACGGAGGAAGGAAGCUCUGCGUCACAUAGAACAACGGGAGAUUUCACUUCAAAAUGUUGGAAAUUUAUGCACUGUGAUGCAGAAAAAAAAUGUACCAAGACUGCUCGUUCAUUGUAGAGGCCGGAAAUUGUCCGAUUAUCUCUUGGGUAGUCAACAGCUCUUGAUGACACCAUUCGAUACAAAUUAGGAUCGAGAUGCUGGAAAGGCUGGCCUAACCAUUAUCGCUCAUAUCUUUUGUCUUUAAUCUUCUCUUAAAUCUGUUUCAGAGAAACAGACAUUUGCCGAUCACAAGAUCAAGAGGUUUCAAUUCAAAAGAAAAUGUAAUCUUUAGAGAAUCUCUUUUGGCUCAAGCCAGCCCCCA
Messenger RNA from Puccinia graminis f. sp. tritici CRL 75-36-700-3, 2260 nucleotides. RefSeq lists its product as uncharacterized. NCBI's taxonomy places the organism in Eukaryota, Fungi, Basidiomycota, Pucciniomycetes, Pucciniales, Pucciniaceae. The transcript has 13 exons. Bases 121 to 1857 code for a protein of 578 amino acids. The record is from RefSeq and is a predicted model, not a curated record.